Fundulus heteroclitus (mummichog) is the source of this 1529-nucleotide messenger RNA. RefSeq names its product centriole, cilia and spindle-associated protein b (gene ccsapb). Gene Ontology annotation, biological process: regulation of mitotic spindle assembly. Gene Ontology annotation, molecular function: microtubule binding. The record is from RefSeq and is a predicted model, not a curated record. The transcript has 5 exons. Gene Ontology annotation, cellular component: ciliary basal body; ciliary transition zone; centriole. Lineage: Eukaryota; Metazoa; Chordata; Actinopteri; Cyprinodontiformes; Fundulidae. The coding region runs from base 406 to 1248 and encodes 280 amino acids.
ACAUCAUGCAAAUCAGAACACCAGAAUCAGUUAUUGUAAAUGUAAGAAACUGUUGUGCAAUAACGAAGGAUUUAACACAUUUAUGACUAUAUCUUCACGAUUCGUUAAUAAAAUACGGACUAUCUACUGAGUCACAAUCUUGUGUAUUUAUUUAUUUUACGAAACGGUUUGUCAAGAGGUACGAAAUGAAAAUGGCUUGGGACGAGUUGUUUUAAAACCAUUAAGCUAGUUUGUUGUCGUCGUGUGAUCUCGGCAGCCAAUCAGAAGACGAGCUUGGAGUUACGUCGUCACGUUCAGGAAACGUCCUCUGGUGGCAACGUCGUGACGCUCGAUCUCGUUCUUCGCUGCGUGUUCGGCCGAUUUUCGGGAUUUUCGGGGAAAUAAAAGUGCUUCGACAGGGACAAGAUGGUGACCAAAAGGAUCCGCUCAGAGUACAUGAAGAAGUUCAAAGACCCCAAAUGGGAGACGUACACCAAAUGUUAUGAGGAGAUGCUGGCCUACAGGCUGACGCGGAGGUUACUGGAGCACACACACAACCCCUGGUUCUGGAGCGGCUCGGACAGUGAUUCGGACUCAGGGUGCAGGAGCCCCCCUCACCCCCAUAAGAACCAGGUUGAAGCCAGUGGAGGCAGAGCUGGAGCCGAAACAGCGGCGGCUGAGGGGGUCAAGGGGGACACGCAGCAGGAGCCGGAGAUCAGAACCGCAGGAGCUGGACCUGGACACACCACCCAGAACGAGGAGCGCAUCAGGCCCGAUCCAAAGUCUUCAGCACACAGCCUGCCGUGUGACGAUACCAGGGAGCCAAAAAAAGCGCUUCAGGGAGAGGAGGAGGAGGAGGAGAGAGUCAGCAGCAGAGCCAGUAAACGGUUACCUGAUCCUCUCAGAGACCAGGAGAAAGAGACAAGAGAACCCCAACCUCAGCCAAGGAAAGCCUCCAAGUCGACCAGGCAAGCGUGGCGAUCCCAGCGCGUGAGGCCUGCGCCGUCGCGGCACCUCAAAGAGGACGCCAAGGAGAGCCGCCAUCCGUUUGCUCUGUACGGCUCAGGGGAAAAGGAUGCAGACAUCGCAGGCAGGAAGACUCACAACGUUGGUCCCGCAGCCUCCACUGCUGAGAUUCAUGAAUCGGCUCUGCGUGCCAAGACCAGGCGGCAGGUGGAGCGACAGAUCCAGUCCCAGCGAACUGAGCGGCGGCGAGCCAAGUCAGCUGACCCGAAACAAGGCAGAGAGAGCGGCCCAGCCCGACUUUAACCCCUGGCUUACAGAGUACAUGCGCUGCUUCUCCGUUCGCUCCCGAUAGGACAGCAUCCGUACGUCAGCCCGACUAAAGCCAUUACUGACCUCUGAGGCUCCUCAGUGGUGCCAGUCUCAUGUUUAGGAUGCAAAGUCAUCUCUGAACUUCACUUUGUGGCCCAUGAGGCCAGAUCUGUGACGUCAGGUUUUUAUAAGGACCAUUUCAAUCUAUAGACCAAAACUCAGAGAUUUCUUACACAAUAAAAGAGAUUAAUGAAAUAAACUAUUUAGUAACUUUA